Molecule: messenger RNA, 900 nt
Organism: Micromonas commoda
Lineage: Eukaryota; Viridiplantae; Chlorophyta; Mamiellophyceae; Mamiellales; Mamiellaceae
Product: SAM dependent methyltransferase
Exons: 2
Coding region: 1-900 (299 amino acids)
Source: RefSeq, a predicted model, not a curated record
AUGGCUGACUUUGUCGACAAGCAGUUCAGCAAGGACGAGGUAGCCGAUAAGGUCCUCGAGCAGUACGACGAUGAGACCACCCGCGUGUUUUAUCAGUGCGUCAUGGGCGGCGGCGGCCACGACAUUCACUUCGGCAUCUACAAGUCCCCCACCGACGGCGUCAAGGAGAGCUCCGACUACACCACGGAGUGGAUGAUGACCCAGAUGGAGUGGGCCAAGCCCAUCGACGCCAACUGCCACGUCCUCGAUCUCGGAUCCGGACACGGCGGCGGCUCGCACGCCAUGGCCAAGCGCUGGGGUUGCAAGGUGACCGGCUACAACUUGGGCCCCGGACAGAACGCGCUCAACAUGGCGCGCUGCGUCGAGCUCGGCAUCGACCACCUCGUGGAAGCCCGCGUGGGUAACAUCAACGACCCCCUCCCCGGCGAGUGGACCGGUAAGUUCGACGCGGUGUGGUCCUGCGAGGUGCUCUGCCACGCGGGCGACAAGGUGGCGCUGUUCAAGGAGCUCUCGCGGUGCCUCAAACCCGGCGGCGUGUUCGUCUUCUCCGACAUCAUGGGCGCGGACGGCGCGGACGAGAAGGCGCUCAAAGCCUUUACCGAUCGCAACGCCACCACGUUCAUGGGCAGACCCAGCAUGUACGUCGAUUUCAUCAAGGAAUCGGGCUUCAAGUACGUGACGUGGUGGGACGGAAGCCACCAUCUCGAGCGAUACUUUCGCGGCAUGCUCCACCAGAUUUCCACGAACCGGAAGGAGAUGAACGCCAAAGGAGUCAGCGACGAGUACCUCAACAACUGGGUGAGCUCGCUGACAGACCGCGCGGACGUGCAGAAGGCGAAAGGGGUGUUCGCGUGGGGCGUGUUCGUGGCGCGCAAGCCAGAGGUGGGCGAGUUCGUCUAA